Molecule: messenger RNA, 1379 nt
Organism: Drosophila rhopaloa
Lineage: Eukaryota; Metazoa; Arthropoda; Insecta; Diptera; Drosophilidae
Gene: wol
Product: dolichyl-phosphate beta-glucosyltransferase
Exons: 4
Coding region: 180-1154 (324 amino acids)
Cellular component (GO): endoplasmic reticulum membrane
Source: RefSeq, a predicted model, not a curated record
GAAAAGUGCCAUCUCUAAAUUAAGUUGACAACCCUAAUCAGCUGCCUGUCGAUUUGGGCUGAAAUUCUUAGAAUUCAAUACGUGGCUUCGUUUAUCUCGCACAAAUUGGAGAAGUAAUGUCUGCUCAUAGGUAGCAGGUGCACCUGUUCAAAUACACUACCCAUUAAAAUAGCCCUACGAUGUGGUGCUGUCUGUGUCAGCUGUGUUUCGGUCUUCUAUCCGCCAUUGCGGUUGCGGCCCUGUUGAUCGUGGCUGUGGUGCUCUACAAGACGAAGCCCUACCCCAAUAUCAAGAGGGAUGAGGAGACCUUCCUGGACCCGCACACUAUCAAAACAGUGGCUUUUCCCAGCCUCGAGGAUUCCCCAAGUUUGGAGCUCAGUGUCAUUGUACCAGCCUAUAAUGAGGAGAAGCGAUUGCCUGCUAUGUUGGACGAGUGUUUGGCCUUCCUGGAACAAAAAUCUGGAGGAGAUUCCCGCUUCUCGUACGAGGUAAUCGUGGUGAGUGACGGCAGCCUGGAUGCCACAGUGUCCGUGGCCUUGGGCUACUCGAAAAAGCACGGUGCAGAGAAGGUUCGGGUUCUGGAACUCACCGAAAAUCGGGGAAAAGGAGGAGCCGUUCGCAUGGGAAUGCUAAGUGCUCGGGGUCGUAAUCUGCUCUUUGCCGAUGCAGACGGAGCCACUAAAUUCCCCGACUACGAUAAACUGGAGGUGGCCUUGAAAGAACUAGCUUCCGAGUGGCGAGACGAUGGCAUCGCCAUAGGAUCGCGGGCUCAUUUGGAAAACGAUGCGAUUGCCACGAGAAGUUUUUUCAGAACCAUUUUGAUGCACGGCUUCCAUUUCCUUGUCUGGCUUUUUGCCGUGCGUUCCAUUCGCGAUACCCAGUGUGGAUUCAAGUUAUUCACCCGAACAACCGCCCGAAAACUCUUCUCUAGUCUGCACGUGGAGCGCUGGGCCUUCGAUGUGGAGCUGCUUUACCUUGCCGAGCGAUUGAAGGUGCCCAUGUCUGAGAUUGCUGUUCGUUGGACCGAAAUCGAUGGCUCGAAGCUGACGCCUUUCUGGUCGUGGCUGCAAAUGGGCAGGGAUCUGUUCAUGAUUUGGCUGCGUUAUCUGGUGGGCGCCUGGCGGAUUGCAUCCAUCCAGAAGAAGGAGAACUGAAGUGGAAGUGAAGGGGACCUCAUUCCCAUUAUAAACUUGCAUUUUGUUUCGAAACUGCUUUGCUGUCGUGCAUUACCAAAACUCUUUUUAACUCUCAACUCUAUUUUUGUAGGCAUGUUAAAGUGUAAAGAAUACUAACUAGUUAAGUACUUAAGUACAGUAUUUUUUCAAAUAAAAAAAGACUGCUUUGGGCAACGAAGCUGCGAAUAAUAUAGCACACAGAGA